Molecule: messenger RNA, 1742 nt
Organism: Myripristis murdjan (pinecone soldierfish)
Lineage: Eukaryota; Metazoa; Chordata; Actinopteri; Holocentriformes; Holocentridae
Gene: ufd1l
Product: ubiquitin recognition factor in ER associated degradation 1
Exons: 12
Coding region: 146-1078 (310 amino acids)
Biological process (GO): ubiquitin-dependent protein catabolic process; ERAD pathway
Cellular component (GO): VCP-NPL4-UFD1 AAA ATPase complex
Molecular function (GO): polyubiquitin modification-dependent protein binding
Source: RefSeq, a predicted model, not a curated record
UCCUGCUGUCAGCGCUUGUGCUUCCGGAAGAAGCGGAAGAUAACAUUGGAGUUUCCCCAGUACAUUUUUUUUGUAGAGUACAAAGAGACAACAACAGCUUUGUUUGUCAUCGUUUGAAGUCGAAAACGCCAAGGACACCGGCAGCAUGUUUUCCUUCGAUGUCUUCGACCACCCGAUGCCACGGGCUUUUCAAAACCGCUUCUCCACUCAGUACCGCUGCUACUCGGUGUCCAUGCUGGCGGGUCCAAACGACAGGUCGGACGUGGAGAAAGGAGGCAAAAUAAUAAUGCCACCCUCUGCUCUCGACCAACUCAGUCGGCUCAACAUCACCUAUCCAAUGUUGUUCAAGUUAACCAACAAGAACUCAGACAGAAUGACCCACUGUGGUGUCCUGGAGUUCGUGGCGGAUGAGGGGAUCUGCUACCUACCACACUGGAUGAUGCAGAACCUCCUGCUGGAGGAGGGCGGUUUAGUCCAAGUAGAAAGUGUGAACCUCAUGGUGGCCACCUAUUCCAAGUUCCAGCCGCAAAGCCCAGACUUCCUGGACAUUACAAACCCCAAAGCAGUGUUGGAAAAUGCCUUGAGAAACUUUGCCUGCCUGACGACCGGAGAUGUCAUCGCAAUCAACUACAAUGAAAAGAUCUAUGAACUGCGAGUAAUGGAGACCAAGCCAGACAAAGCAGUGUCCAUCAUUGAGUGUGAUAUGAACGUGGAUUUUGACGCUCCACUGGGUUACAAAGAGCCUGAGAGACGGCCUCAACAUCAUGAGGAACCAACAGAGGAAGAAGGAGAUCCCAGUAGUUAUGCUGACAUGGACAUGGGAUUCAGAGCUUUCACCGGCUCUGGUAACCGCUUGGAUGGUAAGAAGAAAGGUAUUGAGCCCAGCCCAGCCCCUAUUGACCCAAGUGACAUCAAAAGAGGCAUCCCAAACUAUGACUACAAAGUUGGCAGGAUCACUUUCAUCAGGAACUCCAAGCCUCAGCCCAAGAAAAUCAUAGAUGAUGAUGACGCCAUGAACAGAUUCAUCGCCUUCUCCGGUGAAGGACAGUCCCUACGCAAGAAGGGGAGAAAGCCUUGAAAAUUUUUCAAGCGAAGAGACUGUGUGCACACGCUCACCACAUCCAUUGUACAUUCACCACAACAAAGUAAAAAAAAGAAACAGGCCUUCAAAAGUACAGGAAUUCUAUAUUUCUGUUUCUUGAAAGUUGCAGUUGUGCUAGUUGGGAUUAUUUUGAAUCAAAACUCUGGCAAUAAUGUAUUUUGCUGAACAUGCUGUGAAUGUGAGCGCCGUGAAAUGAGUGCUGCCAGUGGUAAUCCAGGGUUACUGGCUUGACCCAGACUCAACACUUAAUCACCAGGAAAAAAAAUGGUUUAUUCACAAAGCGUGGUUUUGAUAACAGAUUUGAAUAACCUCUCCCACAUUAAGGUGAACCAGAUAUAAUGGAUUUUUCCAGAGGGGUUGAGAUACACCUUUAUAUAAUUCAUUUGUAAAAUACUCCCUUGCAUUGUUUGCAACCUUGAAUCCCAAAAUCUUCCCUAACUCCUUUCCUUUUCCUUAAUGACAAAGUGGGAGCAGUAAAAGCUUGAUACUCCUGUUUUAUGAUAAUGGAAAUUCUCUUCCGUUUGAGUGUUUUUUGUUAUUGUUUUUUUUUUUUUUUUUUUUCAGAUCUUAGGUUGCAAAUUUCUCUUUGCUUGGUUUAUUUAUAGAUAUAAAUAAAUAAAAUACGGUGUUUUGAAAAUAA